UUGGCUACAUUUUUUUUCUUUCCCCCCUGUGUGCUUUCUUGCCGGUUUGCUAGGGUUACUGCAGAACAUUUACUUUACAGUGAGUCGAUAACUACUUUAUUGUUUGAGUCUCUAUUUAGCCAUGAUAUAAAACACAUUGGGCCUCAGUCGAAAGAAAUCAAAAUGAUUAUCCCGGUCCGGUGCUUCACCUGUGGGAAAAUCGUUGGUAAUAAAUGGGAGGCGUACCUUGGCCUCCUUCAAGCUGAAUACACUGAAGGUGAUGCCCUUGAUGCUCUUGGUCUGAAGAGGUAUUGCUGUCGGAGGAUGCUGCUGGCCCAUGUAGACCUUAUUGAGAAGUUGUUGAAUUAUGCACCCCUGGAGAAAUGAUGGAUACAACAACCACAAGAAUCAUCUGGCCUAUUUACAGACAAGCCCUGGCUGACAGCCAGUGAGGCAGUGCACCCUGAUGGAUUGACAUCCUCAAGAGACUAUUUUCCCACCUUGUUUGAAUUGUACAUGUUUUUGUUGUUGUUGGCUAAAGCCACUUAACAUGUAAUUUACAUUGUGUAAAUAAACAAGACAGGAGGCGAACCCCUUUAAGCAGCAUGGGUCAGGCAUUGAAAACUACCUAGUCCUCUUGUGUAGCAAUCCCUUUUUGCAAUAAACACACUUGUUCCAACUCA
Oncorhynchus kisutch (coho salmon) is the source of this 662-nucleotide messenger RNA. RefSeq names its product DNA-directed RNA polymerases I, II, and III subunit RPABC5. Gene Ontology annotation, molecular function: DNA binding; zinc ion binding. The transcript is spliced from 3 exons. Gene Ontology annotation, biological process: transcription by RNA polymerase II; tRNA transcription by RNA polymerase III; transcription by RNA polymerase I. Bases 163 to 366 code for a protein of 67 amino acids. The record is from RefSeq and is a predicted model, not a curated record. NCBI's taxonomy places the organism in Eukaryota, Metazoa, Chordata, Actinopteri, Salmoniformes, Salmonidae. Gene Ontology annotation, cellular component: RNA polymerase II, core complex; RNA polymerase I complex; RNA polymerase III complex.